Danaus chrysippus (African queen) is the source of this 1434-nucleotide messenger RNA. Lineage: Eukaryota; Metazoa; Arthropoda; Insecta; Lepidoptera; Nymphalidae. The record is from the annotation of a GenBank genome assembly.
AUGUUCCAUCUAAGAGAUUUUUAUGCAGUGUUAAUAUUAGCCGGCGUCCUAUUUAACGCGACCGCUGAUACAAACGUCCGAAACGAAGCCUGCGAUUUAUCAGUACAAGAUGUAAAUAAUCUGACUUUGAAUUGCUCCAGACGAAAUAUUGAAACAAUACCGCGUUGGCCGGACGAAAUAAAUAAAAUAGAUGACAAAGACGGUCAUGUACUUAUAACUUUCUUCAACAACAGCAUCACAAAUAUAACUAUGUUGGAUACAAUACGAGCGAGUAGGAUAGCCAUUAGUUUCAAAUCUAACAGGAUAAACGAAAUUCAGGAUAAUUCGUUCAAAAAUAUCCACAAUCUCGUGUAUUUGGACCUAAGCAACAAUAGACUGUCAGGCGACGUGCUCCGUAGUGAGAUAUUCCAAGGUCAAUAUAACAACGGCGAACACAGCAGCAUCGCUCUGGAGACACUAAACUUGGGUUACAACAGAAUACACUCUUUGGACAGAUAUUUGUUCCAUUUCACACCGAACUUGACCCGUCUGUACCUUAACAACAACCCCAUUGAGAUCUUGGACCAUGUCACUGUAAUGGCUCUAUCGAGUGCCACCAAGUUAGAGGUGUUGGAUCUAUCUAAAACGGAUAUAGACACAAUACCGUUGGAUACAUUCAGGGGUCUUUUGAAUUUACGACAGAUCGAUCUAUCAGGGAAUAAGUUUCUUACCGUACCUGAGAGUUUGAGUCUCGUCGGCAGCACUCUGAAGUAUCUCACCUUCAACAACAACCCUAUCGUAGAACUCAAUGACGACAGUUUCAUUGGUUUGUCAAAUCUUCUCGAAUUAGAAGUCGGUGAAAACGAUAACUUGGAAGAAGUGAAACGCAGUACGUUCACGCCGUUGAAGAGCCUGCGUGUUUUGCACCUGUGUCACAAUCGAAACUUACGAUACAUAAGUCAUAACGCCUUUCGAUUAAUCAAAGACAAAUGGACGUUGAAAGAGGUAUAUCUUGAUGAGAAUAAUCUUAGCGAACUGCCAACUGACUUGCUACAAUGGAACAGAUUAGAAGUGUUAGGGAUGUCAGGCAACAAUUGGCUUUGCAACUGUGAUUUAGCAGAUAUUGUUACAAGACAAGAAGCUGGUACUAAGUUCAAAUCUGAAGAAGUACCUUACUGUGCUGCACCAAUGAGGUUGAGUGGAACAUAUAUUACAAAUUUUACAGCGCCCCUAUGCCCUUCACUUGACACAACAUUCGCACAGAAAAAUAGAUUUUCACUAAAAGAUUUGAAACCAAAGCAUGUAUUAUGGAGCAUACUGGGAGUAGCCACUGUUGUAGGCAUCGGAAUGCUAUGUGGAAUCCUUGUUAACUUUAUUAAGGAGUUUUAUAGAAAGAAUCUGAGAAGUGAACCCAUCAGAUACAUUAACAUCAUUAAUGAUUCUAGUUACGCAUAA